Molecule: messenger RNA, 1308 nt
Organism: Linum tenue
Lineage: Eukaryota; Viridiplantae; Streptophyta; Magnoliopsida; Malpighiales; Linaceae
Source: the annotation of a GenBank genome assembly
AUGGUGAUUUGCGGAGAGAACUAUCAUAGAAUUGGUUCCUUGCUGCCAGUUGAAGGAGAACGACCAAAGUUUGCUCAGCUAUAUAUCUUUGAACCUGAUAGUGAGGUUGACAAUAGAUUAGCAAACUUUUCAACUCGAGAAGAGGUGUUGUUACCUGAGUUACUGGCAUCUUUACUCAGGAUGCUUGAUGAAACAAAUGAAUUGGUGAAGACAUUUAGACGCAUCCGGCAGAAUCUACAAUUGUCUUCAACACCAAAUCUACGCCUUCGAAUAUUUGGAAUCAAAAGUAGGAAUCGACAAUACGAUCUUCCAACUAGCAGUGAUGUUGCAGCCUUGAUACCGGGAGAUUUUGUUCCCGAUAGAGAAGACAGAGAUAUCAUUGUAGAUUAUCAAAAUGGAGGAUUGAAGCGAAUAACAAGUUUGAAUCCAAAAUUUGAGGCGCUGCACUUUCCUUUAUUAUUUCCUUAUGGAGAGGAUGGUUUUCACCCCCAAAUCUCAUAUAACAUUUCCUUUUCGAACACUCCUUCAGACUGGAUUGAAAUACCAGAAAUGUUUCUGGUGAUUCCUGGAAAAAAUCCACUUCAAUCAAUAACAGAAGAAAUAUAUGAAUCAUUUGCAGAUUGCUAUAAAGACACAAAGUACCUAGGAGGAAGAGCGAUUGUGACUCCAACAAAUGCUAUUGUUACUGAAAUCAAUGAUUACAUGUUGCAACAGCUGCAAGGAGAAGGGCAUUGCUACUACAGUUCUGAUUCCAUGCACCUAGAUAAAGAGGUCCCUGAAUCAUUCAGUGAAACUUAUCCCACUGAGUUUCUGAAUACUUUAUCAUUCAAUGGUGUGCCAGAUCACGAGAUAAGACUGAAAGUUAACACUCCAUUAAUGUUGCUCAGAAAUCUAAGCCCCCCAAGUGGUUUAUGCAAUGGAACACGAUUGAUGAUAACGUCGUUAGGUCAGAAUAGCAUCAUAGGAAAUAUCAUGGGAGGAUCCUUUGAUGGAAAACCCGUAGCAAUAUCACGAAUUGUGCUCAACAUUGAGGACAAAAAAUGGUCGUUCAUCCUCAAGAGACGUCAAUUUCCUGUUCGAUUAUGUUAUGGAAUGACGAUAAACAAAAGCCAGGGACAAACCCUAGAUAAAGUUGGAAUUUAUCUCCCAAAUCCAGUAUUCAGUCAUGGCCAAUUGUAUGUGGCCGUAUCCAGAGUCAGAUCUGCAGCUGGGCUGAGGUUUCUGAUAACAAAUGAAGAGGGUGUUCCAGGAAAUCACACAAGAAACAUUGUGUUCUCAGAAGCAUUCACAGAUAUCACAGGAAAUUAA